AUGCCAGCUGCUGCUAAAGCCAAAACUGUCGCCAAGACCAAGAAGGUCGUGAAACCAAAGGCCCCAAAGGUCAAGAAGCUUCAGGCUGCCAGUCCAAAGAAGGCUGCUACUCCAAAGAAGGCCGCUAAGAAGCCAGCAAAGAAGGUCGCCGCCAAGAAAUCUCCAGCCAAGAAGGCCGCCCCAAAGAAGAAGUAA
Messenger RNA from Caenorhabditis briggsae, 195 nucleotides. RefSeq names its product Protein CBG26370, isoform b. Bases 1 to 195 code for a protein of 64 amino acids. Gene Ontology annotation, biological process: nucleosome assembly. Gene Ontology annotation, molecular function: DNA binding; structural constituent of chromatin. Lineage: Eukaryota; Metazoa; Nematoda; Chromadorea; Rhabditida; Rhabditidae. Gene Ontology annotation, cellular component: nucleosome. The transcript is spliced from 3 exons. The record is from RefSeq and is a predicted model, not a curated record.